Salvelinus fontinalis (brook trout) is the source of this 2330-nucleotide messenger RNA. RefSeq names its product tryptase-like. Bases 40 to 1182 code for a protein of 380 amino acids. Gene Ontology annotation, biological process: proteolysis. The record is from RefSeq and is a predicted model, not a curated record. NCBI's taxonomy places the organism in Eukaryota, Metazoa, Chordata, Actinopteri, Salmoniformes, Salmonidae. Gene Ontology annotation, molecular function: serine-type endopeptidase activity. The transcript has 8 exons.
GAAGAAAGGUUGAAUGCAUAGAUACAGGAGAUUCUGACAAUGAGGAGUCAAAGGACGCUUUCCGUGUUGCUUCUGUUGAUGAUGGGUACGGUGACCACUGCACUUCCUGCAACUACUGCUGAUGCAGACAUCAUUUCAACGGUUGGCCAUUCAUCAGCCACUGUGUGUGGCAUCUCUCCACUCAACAACAAAAUAGUGGGAGGUGAAAAUGCCCCUGCAGGAAGUUGGCCCUGGCAGGCAAGUCUCCAAACUUCUGACGGACAUGUUUGCGGUGGGUCCCUCAUCAACAAGGUGUGGGUGAUGUCUGCAGCCCACUGCUUCACCAGCUCAGACCCAAAUGGUUGGAACAUUAGCCUUGGUCGUCAGACCCUGGAGGGAAUUAACCCCAACGAAGUGUCCAGAACUGUGGAUGAGAUCAUUAUACAUCCAGAUUACAACGAGUUCACAAAGGACAACGACAUCGCUCUGCUCAAACUCUCCUCGCCGGUCAUCUUCACAAACUACAUCCGACCCGUCUGUCUGGCAGCAAAUGAUAGUGUUUUCAACAAUGGUACUGAUAGCUGGGUGACCGGCUGGGGUAACAUCAAUGAAGGAGUUCCCCUCCCAUCCCCCCAGGAUCUGCAAGAAGUGGAGGUUGCAGUUGUGGGGAACAGACAGUGUGACUGCCUCUAUCGGGAUAGCUUAAUCACAGACAACAUGCUCUGUGCUGGUGAUCUGGCAGGGGGCAAGGACUCGUGUCAGGGUGACUCAGGAGGUCCAAUGGUGAUUCAACAGAACUCUGUCUGGGUCCAGUCUGGGGUUGUUAGUUGGGGUUAUGGCUGCGCUCGGCCCAAUCUCCCUGGGAUCUACACCAGAGUGUCCCGUUACCAGUACUGGAUCGACUCCCAUAUCAUGACCGACAAGCCAGGCUUUGUCCAAUUUACCUCCAGUGGGGUAGAUGCUGACAGCGAUUACAUCUGUUCUGAUGUCCCAACAACUACUGUCGACCCCAACCCCUACCCCUCCACCUACGCUUACCCCUACCCUUAUCCCUACCCUUACCCCUACCCUUACCCCUACCAACACCCCGACCCUUACCAAUACCCUUACCCUUACGAAUCCAUUUUUGAUCAUGGGAACAGUUUGUUCAGCUCCCUUUAUUUGCUGAGCACCUUAUUCAUUCUGAUGUUUCUUACCAUUUAACUUAUUUCCGUGAUGCAGUCAAGGGCAAGGUUUUAUUGGCAGUCUGAGUGCAAGUGCUAUUUGUUGGGGAGAUGUAUCUUUUAAAGUAAUGGCUGGCGUGCUCUGGAAGAACGAGAGUUGGGAAGGAGGUAGCCUAUUGCUGCAUAUCCUAUCUAGUAUAUUGUGUGUUGACUUUUCCCUGGGCACAUCCUGCUGAGUGAGUGUUGUUUUCAAUGGGCCUUACUGUUGUCUUGAUUUAUUUGUGAAGAUGGAUAACCUGAAAUAUAUUUACUUAUUUAUUAAAGGGGCAAUAUGGGAUUCAAACAAACAGAGACCCUGACACUUUUUUUGUAAAACGCUUAGGGAUAGAGCUGAAGAAAUGUAUCUCUUAAAUUCAUAGACAGAGGUUUGGGUACAAUGACUGUCUGAUAGCUUUAACAAUGUUUUGUAAGCUUUACAAUUUUUUACAAUUACAUUGUUUACAAAAAAACAUGGUAAAACAAGCUUGUAUUUUGGCUUGUGGUGAAGUAGGACAGCACUAAAGCUCAUGAGACAUUUUAAGUUACAUUCUUCAAGAAUUAAUGGCUAUAUAUCAUUAAAGAUGCACUUUAGUCUCAUCUUCAUCUCAUUUAUCACAUGAUUUAUUUAACAAAAGUCAUGAUAUGUCACAAGUGGGAGGGGCGUUUCCUCUUCUGUUCUCUAUUGGUCCUCUAACCACUAAUUUGCACAAAACAUAUAUGUUAUACCCUUAAGUGGGUGUACAUUAAUUGGGAUAGAUAUUGUUUCAACAAGAAAGUUUUUUUUUUUUUAAGCUGGAGUGUGUCUAAUUUAAAAGUAAAAUAAUGGGUGUACCGUUCCCAGAUUGCCAUUUUAAUAUUUGAGAAAUGACAAAUCCUUUUGCUAUGAAAGCUGUAUAAUAAAAUAAAAAAUCAAAUGUUCUUUAUGGAGCGGCCUGCAGUGGUCUAGUGGUUAGUGCCACAGCCGACUGGAUAAGAGCGUCUGCUAAAUGACUAACAUGUAAAACGUCUCCUGUCUUUCUUGUCUCUUCUUCUAUCUUUCCUAUCAAUGGGUAACACUAUGCUUUAAAUACACAUAUGAACCUUUCCUAAAGAAGGCACUGCAUUGGGAAACUUUGGUGGAGGUUUACUCAUUAAAAUGUUGUGAACACA